Messenger RNA from Ricinus communis (castor bean), 2260 nucleotides. RefSeq names its product SHUGOSHIN 1. NCBI's taxonomy places the organism in Eukaryota, Viridiplantae, Streptophyta, Magnoliopsida, Malpighiales, Euphorbiaceae. Gene Ontology annotation, biological process: maintenance of meiotic sister chromatid cohesion; meiotic sister chromatid segregation. Gene Ontology annotation, cellular component: chromosome, centromeric region; nucleus. The transcript has 15 exons. The coding region runs from base 455 to 2041 and encodes 528 amino acids. The record is from RefSeq and is a predicted model, not a curated record.
CUAUUUGGGCAAAAUUUACGAAUCAAAAACACCUUUAAAAUAUUCUUGGGACAACUUGGUCAGUUAUGUUUAGAAGGGUGAUGGGCCAGUUUGAUUGGAUAUUAAGUCUGCUUGAGGGCUUUAAGACCGUCUAUUUAGACAUUGUAACCUGCUUAUUUAGCUCAAUAGUAAUACAGCAUUUUAGUUGUGUUACAAUUUCAUACACUGACUUUGCCUGGGCCUCUUAAUGCCAGCUAAUUUUCCUUUUCAGAGAAAAAAAAAAAAAAAAAACAAAGGAAAAAGAGAUUCAGAAAAUUAAAAAAAUUUCAAUCUUGAAACACAGAGUUCCCAUUUUACCCUUCUUCUUCAAUCUUUUCCCUCCCUUAAUCCAGUCUCUUCAAAAUCCAGAGAAAAGCGAAAAUACAAGUCUUAAUAGGGAGGGAGAUAGAGAUCGCACUUCAACUAUUGCCCCGGCAUGGAUGGUGACGUAGUUCUUAAUAAAGAAAAUCAAAAUGUUAAAGGUAACAAAAUGAAAGGAGAUGAAAAGGCAAAGGGAUUUACUGUUGUUGGAAACAUGCCAAGGAAAAAGCUUGGUGACAUUAGUAACUUGCCCCAGAAAAACCAAGAUAUGAGACCCCCAUCUGUUUCACUUAAUACUAAAGAUUAUAUUCACAAACUUCAUCAGGAAAAUCUGACACUAGUGAAGCUUAUUGCGGAUAGAAAUAAAAUCAUUCAAUCACAUGCACUUGAAUUACAGAAAUCGAGAACACAAUGUCAACAAGUACAAGAAAAGAAUCUGGAGCUUGCCCGGUUAAACAGUCAGAUGUUGGCGGAACUAAAUUCGAAUAAAGAUAGGCUUAAGGUGGUUCAACAUGAUCUGGGAUGCAAAAAUGGUUUGCUUAAGGCAAUGCAAUUGGAAAUUGGGGACAAAGCAAAUAUGGUAAGAUGCAAUAUUCAUGGAAAUGAGGCCGAAACCACCAGAGGUGGUGAAAUUGGGAAUUUUUCUAAAGCACACAAUAGGGACAAAGUACUUUGUAGUAAACGGAGGAAGCGUUUGGACCCUACUAGUGUUAAACCAGUCAAAACUAAAGAGAAGAUUGAUAAGAAUAGGACAUCUGCUAGAUCGAAAGCUGGAGAACAAGAUCUGUUCAAUGAUACAUUCGAGAUAAGUGAUGCUCUGGAUCCUCCUAUGGAUAAACCAGUUGAAGCUGAAAAGAAAAUUGAUGAAAAGAGGCUUUGUUUGAGAAGGCAAUCUGAUAGGUUUAAAACCGUGAAACAAGAAACAGCAAAUGAUUCAUUUCAGAUAACUGAUGCGUUGGAUCCUCCUACAGAUAAACCAGUUGAAGAAAAUAAGGUUGAUGAAAAGAGGCUUUGUUCGAGAAGGCAAUCUGCUAGGUUAAAAGCUGCAGAACAAGGCACAGCUAAUGAUUCAUUUUGGGUAAGUAAUGCUUUGGGUCCUUCUAUGGAUAAACCAAAUGAAGCUGAGAAGAGGAUUGAUGAAAAGAGGCUUUGUUCAAGAAGGCAAUCUGCUAGGUUAAAAGCUGCAGAACAAGACACAGCUAAUGAUUCAUUUCAGAUAAGUGAUGCUUUAGAUCCUCCAAUGGAUAAACCAGUUGAAGCUGAAAAGAAAAUUGGUGAAAAGAGGCAAUCUGCUAGGCUUAAAGCUGCGGAACAAGAAGCAGCUGAUGGUCCAUUUCAGAUAACCGAUGCUUUGGAUCCUACCAUGGUGAAACCACACCAGGCUGAAAAGAAGGCUGAUAACAAGAGGCUUUGUUCAAGAAAGCAGUCUGCUAGAUUUGAAAGUCAAGAACAAGUACAAGAACCAACUGAAGACUCGUUUCAGAUAAAUGAUGCUAAAUUUCCAGUCUCUUCUCUGUAUGAACAUGGUCCUACAUCAUCAGUUUCAGCAGUCAAAGUUGAACCUGAAGCAGCAUAUAGUGCCUCUGGACCUGAAGCUCAGGAAUUGCGAAGGUCAUCUUUUCGACCUAAGCGUCAAGUGGCUGAUAAGGUUCAGUCCUACAAGGAAAUUCCACUUAAUGUCAAGAUGCGGAGACCUCACUGAGUUAAAAUCUUCCUCAAACUAACCUUAUCGAGCAUAGCAGGGAAGACCCCUUUCUUUUAUUUUUUCCCUUCUUGAUGUAAAGGUUUGAAAGAAUCUUAGUGGAUAGCUGCUGCUAGUAACUGUAGAUCUUAAAGCUAGUAUAUUUUGUUCUAUCAUCAUCUAUGGAUGAUGAUUUAGUACAAAAAAUUAAUUCAGGUCUAAUGUUGAAUUUCCAGAGAA